AUGCUACGAGCCAAGCUCUUUAUCUUGUUGGUGCUGUAUGCCGUUUUUUGGCCAAGUUUGGGAGAUGAUCUUGGCAGGUACAAGAAAUCCCAACUAAAAGACGUAGUGCCUAGAGUUUUUAACCGAAGGAGAAGAGCAGUGUUGUUUCCGCCGGGGUCGUUUUUAAAGUUCACCUGCUCCUUUGCCACAGGUCUGCUGGCCACCUAUCCGAAAGGUAUAACAUUCGUCUUGGAAGAAGCUGUUUAUUUCCCAGUUCCCGGAACUGUUGAGGAUAUAUACCCCAAGAAUUUGCCCAAGACCACGACCAAAAAACCGGAAAAGCUGCCCGAUUCCAUAGUUUACAUACCCGGUACCGAUUGGCGUUUCAAGGCACAGACGUUGCCCAAACCUAAAUGGAGACAACCGCCUCCGAAGACUCAUCGUAUCGAUGAUGAUAGCUAUGCUAAUCCGUUCAAGUGGCAAAAGUGGAAUCAGGAACAAAAAUGGCAGAAUUAUAAGUGGAAAGAAACCGAUCCAAACAAGGCAAAGUGGUCGAAAUGGACUACGCCCUCUCCAAGAUGGGAAAACAAAUGGAAAAAGCCAUCUUGGGAGUCCCACCAUUACCAUGGCCAUAGAGAUCGCAGAUCAUUAUUUGAUCGCUUUACCAAAUUGAGUUCACUGAUUGGCAUAGAUGUUAAGUCUUGUAUUUUACGCACCAUCUGCGAUAGCAAAAAAUUACUCCUGCCACCUGGUUAUUCCAUGCUUCAGGAUAUGUUGCGUGUGGUUUUCACUAUGCCCCGUAUGGAUGGCUUGGAAGAUGAAUAUAGUCGUAUAAUGGACCAAGCCGAGGACUGUGCAGCGGAUUUAAAAUCUAAGUGUAACAUGAAUUUAUUGAUUUGGCUGCUGAGCGGCAGAGUGGAAUAA
Molecule: messenger RNA, 903 nt
Organism: Drosophila suzukii
Lineage: Eukaryota; Metazoa; Arthropoda; Insecta; Diptera; Drosophilidae
Source: RefSeq, a predicted model, not a curated record